Blumeria graminis f. sp. triticale is the source of this 249-nucleotide messenger RNA. The record is from the annotation of a GenBank genome assembly. NCBI's taxonomy places the organism in Eukaryota, Fungi, Ascomycota, Leotiomycetes, Helotiales, Erysiphaceae.
AUCUACGUCUUUCGCACUGUGUUGAAGUAUCCCGAGAGUCAUUCAAUCCUGCCUGUCUUAGAUUUGUCGAGACAAUUUACUGGGCACUUUUGGUUGAAGCUUUCUUUAGAAUAUCUUGCCACAAUAAUUGGGUCUGAAAUCCAUGACUUUAACCUCAGCCAAGCAGUCAUGCAAAGCCUACUCAUCAUCCAUGCACGAAAAUACCAAAUUAACUAUUUACGUUCCAGCUGUCUAUUGAAGGAAUGGUGA